Molecule: messenger RNA, 678 nt
Organism: Aureobasidium subglaciale EXF-2481
Lineage: Eukaryota; Fungi; Ascomycota; Dothideomycetes; Dothideales; Saccotheciaceae
Exons: 1
Coding region: 1-678 (225 amino acids)
Source: RefSeq, a predicted model, not a curated record
AUGUCGAAGAGCGAUAGGAAAAGCCCGUCACCGCCGGCAACAGACGACAUAGACCAAGAUCCGUUCUCACACUUCCUAUCACCCGUGCUAGACGAAGACGAUCCAUUUGACGAACUCGACUACAAUGCCGGCAUCGACUCUCCCUUUGAAGAAGAGGUCGAGCAAAAACGAACAAACUUCCGUGUCAGGUUGGAGGAGAAAUGGGGAAACUUCCUAGCAUCACGUCGCUCGCCGUCACCGCCGAAGUCACAACAGGCACCGCCUAGGACACCGCCAUCAGAAGAUCAGCUUCCUGAACUCAUCAUCGAUGACCUCGAGGGCUUUGGCUCGCCAUCGUCUUCACCGCCGGCCCGCCAUCCUUCCCUCACAAUACUCAGAGACACUAUUCAAGAAGAGGAUGAGGAAGUUGAUGGCUGGGAAGCAGAUCGCCGACGCAGUCGUAUACUCCGCCGCAAGAACAACUUCCACCUCGACGAAAUGGAUAGACCGGUUACAGCACCAUCACCACGCGCUCACCGUCCAAAACUUCAACGACCUAGAUACAAGAGAUUCAGGACGUUGAGUGGAAGACCUCACUCCUUUGUCGCACCCAGUCCGCAUCUGUGGACUGUGAGCGAACAUGAUGAGAUAUUGGAACAACUUAGAAAUGAAAUGAGAGGAAGACGAUCUAGUCGAUGA